GCGUGGCAGCAGGUUCAAUAAAGCGGAGAGAGGUGAGUGAGCCAGCUGCACUUUCUUUCGCUUGGGCAGAAAGGGGUUGCGUCCCGGAGACUUGCUCCAGGAGCCCAGGGUCCGAGGGUUCCCAGUCUCAAAACAGCCUCUGGGGUGAAUUUCCAUGAAUGCUAUUGAGGACAUGAAUCUACUGCUGGAUUAAACUAUUGGAGAUUUUCUCUUAUGACUGCAGUUUUUUUAAAAACUAUAUUUUAAUUUAGAAUCUUCUGGACAGCACAGUUGAGGCUUCUCUCUGUGGAUGUCAAAACUGUUGGUCUCCACUGGGAUUCCACCUUCAUCCAGUACAGGUUGCGUGAAUUUUGUGGACUUGAUUCAUGGCUUGUGCGUGACACCUAACUCCUUCCUGGAUUGUUACUGAAUCUGAGGAGAGAUGGCUCACUCUACAAAUGUUAAUGGAUGUGCCUCAGGCAAAGCAGGUGGUGUCCUAAACGGAGGAGGUGACAAGGAGCAGAAAGACCCCUAUUUUGUGGAAACGCCUUAUGGCUUCCAGUUAGACUUGGAUUUCCUCAAGUAUGUGGAUGAUAUUCAGAAAGGGAACACCAUCAGAAAGCUAAAUAUUCAGAAGAGGCGUAAGCUGGUACCUUCGUGCCCUGGAGUGAGCAAUGCCAGCAGCCUGCUAGAUGCCUGGACGUCCACCGAGUCGCUGUCCUCCUCGAAUAGCGAUGAAAACAAACAGUCCCCUUCAUUCCGCACUGCCAGGAACCAAGUGAAACCUUUGCUUGCCCCUCAGCCCUCCACUUCCCUCGAGGCCUCCCAUGCCUUUCUCCCCAUCCCGGAAAGCAGACCACUGCCACCGCCCUCACCACAGCUCCCAAAGCACAACCUUCAUGUCACAAAAACUCUAAUGGAAACGCGGAGAAGACUAGAGCAGGAGAGGGGCGCCAUGCAGGUGGCCCCAGGGGACUUUCGGAGGCCCAGGCUGGCCAGCUUCAGCGGCCUGGGCUCAGCCGGCUCCCUCCCCACCUUUGUCGGUUCCGGAGGCCACCACCCAGCAUCUCAUCAAGUCGCAAACGGGCACCAGGGCAAUGGGGAGCUGGGAUUGUAUGCCACUGCUGCAGCUACCACCUCCUCGAUGGGCAGCUCCAUCCGUCACAGCCCGCUGAGCUCUGGGCUGUCCACUCCAGUGACCAACGUCAGCCCAAUGCACCUGCAGCACAUCCGGGAGCAGAUGGCAAUUGCCCUGAAGCGCCUGAAGGAGCUGGAGGAGCAAGUGAGGACCAUUCCAGUGCUGCAGGUCAAGAUCUCCGUCUUGCAGGAGGAAAAGAGGCAGCUGGUAUCUCAGCUGAAAAGUCAGAAGCCAGCCUUCCAGGGUGAUACCUGUGGGAUGAGGAAGCGGUCCUACAGUGCUGGGAAUGCCGCUCAGCUCGAGCAGCUCUCCCAGGGAAGAAAAGGUGGCGGGGAGCUGUACAUCGACUGUGAGGAGGAGGUGGAAAGUGUGGUGGAGCAGAGCACCCAGAGGAUAAAGGAGUUCCGACAGCUGACGGCGGAGAUGCAAGCCCUAGAGAAGAAGAUCCGGGACAGCAGCUACGAGAACAGCCCGGAGCUGAGAGAGAAUGGGGCAGGUCUACUCAAGGAAUGCAGGUCGGUUGCCGUGGGUGCUGACGAGAACAUGAACGACCUGGUCAUGUACCGUCGGUCUUCCAAGCCCUGCAGGGAGGCGGCUGUGGGGACCGAGACUGAAACCCGGGAUUCUGGAGUGGGGGUUACCGAAGCGAUGCUGGGUGUGGUCACGGAAGCUGACAAGGAAAUAGAGCUGCAGCAGCAGACCAUCGAAGCCCUCAAAGAGAAGAUCUUCCGGCUGGAGGUUCAGCUCAAAGAGACCACCCACGACCGAGAGAUGACCAAACUGAAGCAGGAACUGCAGGCGGCUGGAUCCAGGAAAAAAUUAGACAAAGCCACGAUGGCUCAGCCUCUGGUUCUCAGCCGGAUGGUGGAGGCCAUGGUACCGACGAGAGACCAGAUGGUGGGCAGUCACGUGGCCGUGGCUGACUCUUGCGUGGGGACCCAGCUGCAGACGAGCAGCAUCGGCGUCUCCUGCAAGCCUGCCCUGGAAGGCAGGGCCGUGGGGCCUGAGCUGCCCAUGAGUCAGUGGAUUGUGAAGGAGAGAGUGGAAGUGUGCGACCAGGGCACGGGGAGGUCCGUUGAGUUGCGCGACCAGAGCGUGGGCAUCGAGACCGCGGUCUCCGAAACGGGCAGCAACACCGAAGAGUCGGUGGACGACUUGACUCUCUGCAGGGCUAACCUCGACCUCAAGGAAGUGCGCUCGAUAGGGUGCGGAGACUGUUCAGUGGAUGUGACCGUCUGCUCUCCGAAGGAGUGCGUCUCCCGCAGCGUGAACACAGAGGCCAGUUGCCGGGUGGACUCUGGGGUCAUGGCCUUGCCUUCUACGGCAACCCAGCACACCAGCACGGUGCUGGAACAGGUGAGCCAGUUCACCAACACGGAAGUGACCUCUCUGAUGGACACCAGCACGAACACUUCCCUGAGCAUGUACGACAAGCAGACUAAUACCGCCACGGUGGAGCUGCGGAGCGUGGCAGUUGGGGAGGGCAGGGUGAAGGAUAUCAACGCCUCCGUCAAGGUGCGCUCCAUUGGAGUGGGAACCCUCCUCUCCAGUGACUCUGGGUUCGAUAAGCCCUCUUCUGUGAAAACCAAAGAUUCUGGGGUAGGGCAGAUAAACAUUAAUGACAACUACCUGGUUGGCCUUAAAAUGAGGAAUAUGGCCUGUGGCCCCCCUCAGUUGACUGUCGGGCCAACAGCCGGCAGAAGGAGCAUAGGCGUUGGCGAUGACCCCGUGGGUGAGGUGGCGGAAAGCUUGCCAUCCCAUCCUCCCCCUAAAGUGAUGACUGGCUUGAAUCAUUACAUCGAACAAGUCCAGAAGCUGCUGGCAGAGCAGCAGACGCUGCUGACCGAGAACUAUAGCGAACUGGCCGAAGCCUUCGAGGCCCCUCGCGCGCAGAUCGGCUCUCUGAAUUCCCAGCUUAUCAGCACCCUGUCAUCCAUCAACUCGGUCAUGAAGUGUGCAAGCACUGAGGAGCUCAGGAACUUGGACUUCCAGAAACAUAACCUGGACACAAGUACAGGUCAUACUUUAGAGUACAUCUCGCAUGGACAAGUUGCUAGAUCAGCUGUGACUUCCAAAUCUCAAACAACGGUCUUAGAGCAAGAGGUUGUGACAAUUAAGGGAGAGAAGAUUACCAUAGGAGGAAUGGAUUCUGUCCAGGAGUCCUUUCCUCCACAGGAUAGUGCAAUAUCUCCAGUAAACCAAACAGAUGACCAAAUUGCCCCUGGACAUUUUGUCAGUACAAAUAGUGAAAAUACGCUCAAAUCCAUUAUGAAGAAGAAGGAUGGGAAAAAGGAUUCAAGCAGUACCAAAAAAAAUCUUCAGUUUGUUGGCAUCAAUGGAGGGUAUGAAACCACCUCAAGUGAUGAAUCCAGCUCAGAUGAGAGCAGCUCUUCAGAGUCAGAUGAUGAAUGUGAUGUCAAUGAAUAUUCCCAUGAAGAGGAGGAAGAGGAGAGUAGCCCUCCAGGAACGGCAGAAGGACUCCAUGCUGUUGAUCAAGAUGGCUUCAAACCGGCCGGAGUAGAAGAUGAGAUACAGGUUCAAGGAAGUGAACCCGAGAAGGUGGAAAUCAGAGAGAGGUAUGAACUGAGUGAGAAGAUGAUGUCAGCCUGCAACCUACUGAAAAACAACAUCGAUGACUCCAAAGCUUUGACUAGCAAAGACAUGCGAUUCUGUCUGAACACCAUCCAGCAUGAGUGGUUUCGUGUGUCGAGUCAGAAGUCGGCCAUUCCUGCCAUGGUUGGGGACUACAUUGCUGCUUUUGAAGAGGUGUCAUCUGCUGUCCUCCAGCACAUCAUCAACAUGGCUGACGGCAAUGGAAACACAGCCCUCCAUUACAGUGUAUCCCACUCAAACUUUGAAAUUGUGAAGCUGCUUUUGGAUGCUGAUGUUUGUAAUGUAGAUCAUCAGAACAAGGCCGGGUACACCCCCAUCAUGCUUGCAGCACUUGCAGCUGUGGAAGCCGAGAAAGACAUGAGAGUAGUGGAGGAACUCUUUGGCUGUGGGGACGUGAAUGCCAAAGCUAGUCAGGCCGGCCAGACGGCUCUCAUGCUUGCAGUCAGCCAUGGGAGGAUAGACAUGGUGAAAGGUCUGCUGGCCUGUGGUGCAGAUGUCAACAUCCAGGAUGAUGAGGGGUCUACCGCCCUGAUGUGUGCCAGUGAACAUGGUCAUGUGGAGAUAGUCAAACUGCUGCUGGCUCAGCCUGGCUGCAAUGGCACACUGGAAGACAAUGAUGGCAGCACAGCACUAUCUAUAGCCCUAGAAGCUGGACACAAGGAUAUAGCGGUUCUUCUGUAUGCUCAUGUAAAUUUUUCGAAAACUCAAUCACCGAGCACGCCUAGGCUUGGAAGGAAGACCUCUCCUGGUCCUACCCACAGAGGUUCAUUUGACUAAUUUUGCGCAAAUACCCCCUACAUUUUUAAUGCCAUCAUUAAGCUGCUAAUUGUUACUGUUAUUAUAGUGACAGAUACCGAAUGUAAAUGUCUCGUGCCUGAACUCACCAGCAGAUAGCAUAAGCCUCAAGCAAAAGGCAGAAAAACGUUCAAACUGAAAGACAGCAGCAGGCCACCGCCCACCACUAAAGGCGGGUUCCUUCGACCAUUUCUCCACACUUAUAUGACACCGUUUCUGUUGCUGUUGAGUCUGUCUGUUCCGUUAUGUACAGUUUAGGAAAAUGUAAACUUAUCUAAGCAGGCUGCUUGUCUUUCCUCUUCCCCGCCUUUGACAAGUGUCAUGGUCUCAGUGACAUCAGGUGUGUUAGUUCUCUCAAAAUAUUUAUAUCUGCUAAAUUUGGAAUUAUUGGCCGUAACUCUUUUCAUGAAUUUCAUUCCAGAAUAACAUUAUUGAGGUUUUUUCCCCCAUCUUAUUUUGAAAUAAGACAGCUGAAAAUGACCUUGGCUGUCAGCUCCUUGGGCCUGGGCUAGUGAAUUUCCAGUUAGAAAUCGAAGCUGAAUGUUCUGAAGUCUAAAACUUGUCAGAGGAAAUGUCUCUGUAUGGAUGUGCUGGAUUAUGUUAUAACUUUUUAUAUAAAAAGAUUAUUAUCUAUAGAAAAUUAAUUCACACAGUAUUUUCACCCUUUUAUAUUCCCAAGUAAUUAAAAGCUACAUGAAGAAAGACCUGUUACCCCAUUUUUUAUUAAUAAUUGUAUAUCAUUGUCCAUAUCUAAAGUCAAAUCAUGUUAGGGGUAUCGGCUGUGUAUGCAUCUCUAGAGGAAUGGAGUGCAGUGCUCCAAGUAUUUAUGGCGUCCUCUUUUACCAUAUAUCAUUCACUCUAGUCAAAUAUGUAUUUAAAUGUUUGAAGUGCCUUAGACUCUUGCCAUUUUCAAAAUAAAAUUUCAUUAUGCUCCUUUU
This is a messenger RNA of Tachyglossus aculeatus (Australian echidna), 5463 nucleotides long. It is a transcript of the gene KANK1, whose product is annotated as KN motif and ankyrin repeat domains 1. Gene Ontology annotation, molecular function: protein binding. Gene Ontology annotation, cellular component: cytoplasm; cytoskeleton. The record is from RefSeq and is a predicted model, not a curated record. Gene Ontology annotation, biological process: negative regulation of actin filament polymerization. The coding region runs from base 422 to 4507 and encodes 1361 amino acids. The transcript has 15 exons. NCBI's taxonomy places the organism in Eukaryota, Metazoa, Chordata, Mammalia, Monotremata, Tachyglossidae.